GAGGAGUCAAAAGAAGAGAAGUCACCUUGCUGAAGACAGUAGCGUACCAACUAAUACAAGAAAACCGUGAAAUUUACGUGUUGGAAGAGACUGCGAAAUUAUGAAUUCUUCGAAAAGGAGUGAAAGUGACUGGCAAGGCCUGGUGAGCGAGUUCCUGGUGUGUAAGCGUAAACUAGACAGCAAGAAGGAGGCCCUCCUGAUCCUGUCCAAAGAGCUGGACACCUGUCAACAGGAGAGAGACCAGUAUAAGCUGAUGGCCAACCAGCUGCGAGAACACCACCAAGGACUCAAGAAAAAGUACAGGGAGCUCAUUGAUGGAGAUCCUUCUUUACCACCUGAAAAACGCAACCAGGUGAACUUGGCUCAGCUGCUGAGAAACGCAAGGGAGCGAGGGAAACAGCUAGUCGAGGAGGUGAAGGAGCUGAAUCAGAGACUGGCAGAGGCCCAGGGGGAUAACAAGCUGCUGAGGAUGACAAUCACUAGACAGAGGCUGGGGGAUGAGGAGGUGGGGGCACGCCACUUUCCCGCCCAUGAGAGAGAAGACCUGGUCCACCAACUGGAGAAGGCAGGGCUACAGAUGGAGGAGCUGGAGAACAGUGUUAAGGCACUGACUGAUGAGCUGGAGGACGUUAAGGCAGAGCGUGGCGUGUUCAGCGAGAAGGCUGAGCGCCUCAACCUGGAGCUCAACCAUAUCCUGGGUGGCCACGAGACCCGGAUCAUCGACGUGGAUGCCCUCUGUAUGGAGAACAGGUAUUUACAUGAGCGGUUCAACCAAGUCCAAGAGGAGGUGAACUUGCUGAAGUCUAACAUCAUGAAAUACAAGACUGCGUUGGAGAGGAGGAAGAGCUUUAAAUUGUCUGGGAAGUCCAACAGCAGUGCUCUAACAGGAGUCCUCUCUGCCAGACAAGUGCAGGAGUUGUUGUCUGAGGAGCAGGGCUGCAGUCUCCCGGCCACGCCCCAGUCCAUCUCUGACCUAAAGUCCCUAGCCACGGCCCUGCUGGAGACCAUCCAUGAGAAGAACCUGGUCAUUCAGCACCAGAGACACACCAACCGGAUUCUGGGGAAUAGAGUUGCUGAGCUGGAGAGGAAGUUGAAGACAUUAGAGGUGUCCGGCUUGUGGAGUCUUCCAGGGGGACGAGACAACAUUAUGCUGAGCGAGAGCCAGCGACCCGAGCUCCUAUCACCCAGCAUCACGCCGUGCCCACCUCAGCCCCACACGCACGCAGCAACGCAGCCACCUAAAGACGACAGAAUGGGAGCAUCGUCGUGGGAACGGGCCACAGCUGGCGGUGACUUUGGCGCAGAUGGCGUCGGCGGGGAGGGCGCACCCGAGCCCAGUGACGGGGCGGAGGCUAACUGCAUCUGCCUGAGUGACAGGCGGGGAGUGGAGAUUGUGACGCUUUCGGAGGAGCAGGCUGCCGCGGAGCUGGAAGAGGGGCAGAGUCCUGUGGAGGAGGAGGGGCAUGAGGUGAAAGUGGACGAGGAGCUGGGCUCUACAGUUGAGGAGGGAGAGGAGGCGGCCCUGGCGCUUGACGCCCCACCCUUAGAGGCGGAGUCAGACUUGGGUAACCUCCCACAGCUGCCUGUAAGGCAAGCUACCAUAGAUGACACCCUUGAGGCGGGUCAUUUGAUCUGCCAUGAUCAAGCAGUGGAGCCUACAGGACUCCCUAACACAGAAGGUGCCUCUAAGCCAGCUUCCAUAUUCAAGACCCCAGACUGGGGUGGCACAGAUGGGUGGGACCUGCACUGUCAAUCAGGACAGAGUGACAGUUGCCAUAGCGACAAUCAUUGAAAAGUGAAGUUUGUCUUGGCUGCAUUACUAAUCACUAGCAACAUUUCCACAAUGUAGACCAACCCCCCCCUUUUGUGCUCCCAGCCAUUCUUUGCAUGAGUCUAUAGAAUGGAUAGAGAGAACACUUUCUCAGCCUCCCAUUGACAGUCAGUGCCUGAAGUGUACUUUGCAUCUAGAUAGUGUUGUUGCUCUGAAAAGAGUAGACAAUCUUGAAAUCAAUCCACUUGCAAGUCUAAUGUCCUACAGGAGUAAUUUAGCAAAGAAAAUAGCAAAGAUGGCAAAGUCCCCCCGCAAACUGCCUCUAUGGUAGGAUAAUCCCAGCUGUUUGCUUCCUGUUUAUUCCUAAGGGUUGCUAGUUAAAUGAGAGCUGUUUUAUUUUUUUUCUGUUGCCCACAUACAGGAGCCAUUGUGGGUUAAUGUGAUGAAUGUAUUAGAUUUGCAUGGAAAUCUGUGAAGAACAUUGUUUGAGAGUUUAAUGUAUUUGUAUUAUUGUAGCUUUAUGUAUAUAGAUUAUAGUUACAGUCACUAAUCAAUUAUGGAGCCGUUUUCUUAUUCUGUUUCUAAUGGAAAAGUAGAUGUUGGCUUGUGACUGCAUGUGCCUUAUACACUGGAAUAUUUCAUUUUACAUUUUCAAAUCCUUUUGAAUGAGCUUGACUGACUUUUUGAAUGUCAUAUCUUGCAGUGUCACAUGUCUAACUUGUUGCAUAGGAGCACAGACGUAUAAUCAAUAUGGGCCUUAGUGCUGCCUGAGGAAUGUCAAUGUCCUUGUUUUCACAACCAACUGAUUGUCAUGGUUGUCUACUCUUAUAAAGCUUUGUUUACCAGCUGCAUAACCACACACACACACACACACACACACACACACACAGUCUUACUACACUUUUGUAAAUAAACACAUUGACUCAUUUUGUCACACAAAGUUUCAUGUACUUGCCCCAAAAUUCUGACACACACACACACACACACACACACACUUACAGGCAAAGUCCAGGCCCUGCUAAGGUAUUCAGAUUCAGUUUUUCCCACAUUCAGGUGGCAGCUGGCCUCUCCAAGCAAACGGCAUCAAAGCCAGAAUCCAUGAAGUGCUUAUUCUGCAGAAGGCUGCUUGCUAUUUUUACUCUUUGACACAAAAUAGGAGGAAGGAAAAAAAUAUAGAAUCCCGGGAAGCCGUGGUGUGUUCGCAGUACGCACACACUCACACAGACAGAGUAGGCUCGCUGCCAGCCAGCUUAUUUGGCAUAUUGGCGAGGCGUUUCGAGGAAUCUGAUGACUUUAUAAAGCAGAUGGGAUUUGCUGCUAAUGAAAUUGUGAAACGACGUGGUGCCUUGGGCUUUAGCGAAAUGCCUAACCUGCGUGCCAAUUCACCACGAUAAGGGGGUUCCUCAUCCUCCGGUAUCUUGCCUAAUUUGACUUUAAUGUCUGUGUGAAAUUUAACUACUCAAAGGGGUAAACAGUAGAACUACAAAUGUGUUAUUUUCUGAGCAGUGGCGUGGAGCUGGUAGUUGUCGUUUUGUAGAAGUGAGACUGUAACCUAGGUUACAAUGCGUGACCUGCCCUGUACUAGUCAACCAAAACUGACUGCCGCUCAGAGAGCCCUGGGCAUUGAAGAAGUGAGCAAUUUCAGCUGCUCUCGCUGGGUUGCUCAAGUUGUGACAUGGAUUGAAGUUGACAAUUCCC
Oncorhynchus tshawytscha (Chinook salmon) is the source of this 3469-nucleotide messenger RNA. It is a transcript of the gene ccdc149a, whose product is annotated as coiled-coil domain containing 149a. The record is from RefSeq and is a predicted model, not a curated record. NCBI's taxonomy places the organism in Eukaryota, Metazoa, Chordata, Actinopteri, Salmoniformes, Salmonidae. Bases 101 to 1792 code for a protein of 563 amino acids. The transcript has 12 exons.